GCGAUUUCGUGGCGGCCGAUGUGGCCUUCAGCGGGCGGCUUGUUAGCACUCGCGAGGCCAGUGCGUGGUUAUGUGUGUUGUGUUUUAUCAUGAUGUUGCUGUUUUAGAAUGACACUAUAUUUUUGGUCUACUUUCCGUACAUAUCGUCAUUAAACGUCACUAUGAAAGAAGCAUUAGCAAUAAUUUUCGUGUUUGUGGGUUGUUGUAGUAAUGUAGUAUUUUUGGAACUCCUGGUUAAAGAAGAUCCUAGUAGUGGACACAUCAUCACAUUUGCACAGUUCCUCUUCAUUGCUCUAGAGGGAUUCUUGGAUUAUUCCAUUUUAGUUGUCAUGUUUUUUGUUGCAAGUGUUUGCAACAAUUAUGCCUUUAACUUCAAUAUACCAAUGCCACUCCAUAUGAUAUUCAGAGCAGGAUCUUUAAUUGCCAACAUGGUUAUGGGAGUAAUUAUAUUGAAAAAGAAGUACACAUUUUCUAAAUAUUUAUCUGUGUUCAUGAUAACUCUUGGAAUUGUCAUUUGUACAAUUGUCUCUGGGAAAGAAGUAAAAUCAACACAACCUCCAGGAAAAGAAGAUGCAAGUAAUACAACUGAAUUCCAAAUAUUCUUUUGGUGGGUUGUGGGGAUCAUCUUGUUAACUGUGGCAUUAUUUGUUUCUGCCCGAAUGGGUAUAUAUCAAGAAACACUUUAUGGUCGUUAUGGAAAACAUCCCAAAGAAGCCCUGUUUUAUACUCAUCUUCUCCCUCUUCCUGGGUUUUUACUCAUUUUCAACGAUAUUUAUAGUCAUCUGUAUUCGUUUGCUGAAAGCGAAUCUGUGCCAGUUCCUGUUCUGGGCUUCUAUAUGCCCAAGUUGUAUAUAUAUGUGUGCAUUAGUUCUGUAUAUGUUUUAACCACAGAAUGCUCUUCGCUGACAGUUACACUUGUGGUGACUCUUCGAAAGUUCACUAGUUUGUUAUUUUCCAUUUUAUACUUCCAAAAUGAAUUCACUAUUCAUCAUUGGAUUGGUACACUUCUAGUCUUCACCGGAACAUUAAUAUUUACUGAAAUUAUGACCAAGAUUAAACAAUCAAUCAGUGACAAAAGAAAAGUUGAAUAACAUGGAAUUAUUCACAGUAUUUUCAGCAUUUGUAGGCCAAUUAUCACAUCGGUACUAACUUAAAUAAGUAAUUUUGUCCAUAAGGUAUUAAUGUGUGCAGCAAUAAGCCAUCGAAUUAAAAUGUAUUAUUGUUAUCAAAAGAUAUGAGUAAUGCACACCUUAGCGAUUGUAUUGUGCAUUUUGAACAGAUACCUAAGAAAAUUGUACACUUUCCUUGUUAUUCUGUUUCUUCAUUCUACUUCUUCAUUCAGUCCUUUAGUUGUGAUAAACCAAAUUUAUUGUAAUUUCAUUAUAAGAUCUCGCAUUAUUUUAGGUAUUGCUAAUCUUUAAAUUUAAAGUUUUUUGUAAAAAGUAAUGAAACCUUGUAGGUUAACAAUACUCACAUUAUUAUACAUUUGUUGCAACCUAAUGCAAAAACUAAGCAUUUAAUAUCUUUGAGACUUGCCUGAUAUACAAAAACAUGGAUCAUGUUUUUCCAUGAGUUACACCAAAGUAUUUAAUUAAUUUUUACAUUUUGAAGUGUUCUAAAAGUCACUUAGUGAUUUGUUUUUAUUGAUAAUGGAGUAGACAAAUUCAAUGUCCUAGUUGCAUGGUAGAGAGCAAGAAGUGAGAUGGGAUGAGAGGUUUUGUGAAGCACAUGCACUGUGUAAGUAUUGAUGACCCAUAUUUUUUUAGUGAGAAUGUGAGUGUAACAAUUAAAAUGCACUUAAAAGAAGUUCCUACAUUUCAGUGUUGUAUUUUAUUUGUAUUUUUUCCACCUGAAUAACCUAGUAUGUCCAUAAGGCAUUUAUUUUAACUUUUGGUUAAUACAAGUCUGUCUUUCCUAUUUAUUCAUAAUGAUACACUUCAGUUAUUUAGACAGACAUUUCGAAAAUAUUCAUUUGUUAAAUAAAAUUGUCGAUAUUUACACAUCAUCUUUGAAACUUUUACAACGUUUUGGAGCACAUUGUGACUGCAUCAUUAGGUAAAUCACUGUAAUUUACAAAAAAACAAAAAAAUGAGUCAGAGACAAGUGGUAUACAGUCAUGUUAGAGUACCAUAUGCAAUAACUAGGGAAUGGACUUUAAUGAAAUGUUUUUGUUUUUUUUUCUUUUCACUGUGGGACAAUGCUGUUUAGAAUACAAAUUAAUUUUAUGUUAUGACAAAAAUGUUACGUUAUGAAGAAAUGUUAUGCUAUUUUAUAUUAUGAACAAUUUUUAUAGGUAAUUUUUAAAAAAAUUUUUGUCGAUUUUGAAUAAUAAGUAAUUUUUUACCAUUUUAUGUAAUUUUUAAUGCACAUUUUGCUUAUUUAAUUGAUUUUAAUACCAAUUUCAUGGUACUUGCUUCAAACAAUAUUUAUGAGGUGCAACAAAUGAUCAUCACAGAAUUCCUGAGUAGCUUAUUCAAUUUC
This is a messenger RNA of Gryllus bimaculatus (two-spotted cricket), 2481 nucleotides long. Lineage: Eukaryota; Metazoa; Arthropoda; Insecta; Orthoptera; Gryllidae. The record is from the annotation of a GenBank genome assembly.